Acaulospora morrowiae is the source of this 320-nucleotide messenger RNA. The record is from the annotation of a GenBank genome assembly. Lineage: Eukaryota; Fungi; Glomeromycota; Glomeromycetes; Diversisporales; Acaulosporaceae.
AAUUUAGCAUAGAUAUGAUUGAUCUAUUUGGUGUCGAAGAAGUAUACAAUAAGGAAUAUGAAGUUGAAGACUGUCAUGUUUACAGGAAUUCUCCUAUGUGUACACCAUGUAAAAAGUGUAGUAAGUUAAUGCAUGCUGCUUUCAAUAAACUCAGACAAGAAUUAAUGAAAGAACUUGAGCCUAUAAUUGGGUCUAUAAUUGAUACUUAUACAAAAGAGAUAGAACAAAUAUAUGACUCUGCAAUCGAUGAUAUGUUCUCGGGUAGAAAACUUGUUUAUAAAUCCACGAUCAAGAACUCCGUCCUCUCUAAUGAUGCAUAA